Molecule: messenger RNA, 1809 nt
Organism: Fomitopsis serialis
Lineage: Eukaryota; Fungi; Basidiomycota; Agaricomycetes; Polyporales; Fomitopsidaceae
Product: RNA polymerase I-associated factor PAF67-domain-containing protein
Exons: 10
Coding region: 1-1809 (602 amino acids)
Biological process (GO): translational initiation
Cellular component (GO): eukaryotic translation initiation factor 3 complex; cytoplasm
Molecular function (GO): translation initiation factor activity
Source: RefSeq, a predicted model, not a curated record
AUGUCUCAACAACGCACUGCGCUCUGGGAAGCAGAGCUCGAGGAGGACCUGCAGGAUGUUGACGUGAACCUUGCCAUCGGAAACUAUGGUCAGAACGGAAUGUACGAAGACGCACAGCCUCGGAUAGACGAGACUACGCUCGUGGCUGUUCAACAGCAGAUGGCGCAACAAGCAGCCUUCUCUCAGGUGCCAGACGUCGUCAAGCGGUUCAUUGUGCAUUUCCACAAAGCCGUGCUAGACAACAACCUCGCCGAAAUCACGGUGGCCUACGAGAGCGGGUGGAAUAGACUGACGGAGAAGUUCUACGCGAAGACGGAAUGGCCAGAGGCGGAGGUGAUCGCACCCUUAGUGAAUGAUGACCAGAUUUUCCUUAUCCUCUACCGCGAACUCUACUACCGCCACGUCUACUCGCGGCUUCAGCCCGACAUCGACGACCGCUUCCACUCGUACGAGAACAGCUGCGAGCUGUUCAAUUACCUGCUGAACUCGGACGGCCCCGUAGCUCUGGAGCUCCCUGAGCAGUGGCUCUGGGACAUCAUUGACGAGUUCAUCUACCAGUACCAGUCGUUCUGCGUCUGGCGAUCAAAGGUCAAGUCGAAGACAGACGAAGAGAUCGUUCUGCUCUCCGAGGAGAGCCAGGUGUGGAGCUCAUACAGCGUCCUGAAUGUUUUGUACUCGCUCAUACAAAAGUCGAAAAUCCAUGAGCACAUCAUUGCGCUACAGGAGGGCAAAUCUGCGGAGGAGAUCGCAGAGAUUGUUGGCGAAUAUGGUGUCCGUCCAUUGUACCGUAUGCUUGGCUACUUCAGCAUCAUCGGUCUUCUGCGGGUGCACACGCUCCUCGGCGACUUCACUCUUGCUCUUAAGAUAAUGGAAAACGUCGAACUGAGCCAAAAAUCUCCGUUCAUGCGUGUCACAGCCUGCCAUGUCACCACCUUCUACUACGUCGGCUUCUGCUACAUCAUGCUCCGGCGGUAUCCCGACGCUAUCCGGACCUUCGUUAACAUUUUGAACUUCAUCUUACGGAUGCGGCAGUACCACACGCGCAGUUACCAGUAUGACCAAAUCAACAAAACCGCCGACCGAAUGUACGCGCUUCUGGCGAUAUGCAGCGCCCUCUCCCCGAUGCGCGUCGAUGACAACAUCUCCAACAUCGUCAAGGAGCGAUAUGGAGAUCAGUUCACCAAGAUGUCGCGAGGCGAGGAGGGCCUCCCCGCCGUCGAGGAGCUCUUCCUGUACGCCUGCCCCAAGUUUAUCGCGGCCAACCCGCCACCCUACGAGGAGGGUGACCAGCUCGCGUUGUACAUGGAGGACCCGCCGGUCGAGCCCGCACAACGGCACCUCGCCCUGUUUCUCUCCGAGGUGCGCGCACAGGCGCCGGUGCCGACAUUGCGCAGCUUCCUGAAACUGUACGCGUCGCUCGACGCGGCGAAGCUCGCGAACUUCCUCGAUGCGGACGAGGAGGAGAUGGUUCAGCAGCUGAUGGUCAUGAAGCAAGCGAGCAGGAGCGUGAGUAGGGUUGACACAGAGAACGAGAAGGGCCUGUUGGACGGUCAAACGGCGUCGACAAGUGAUCUAGACUUCGUGAUUGACGAGAACAUGGUGCACAUGGCCGAGUCGACGCUCGGCAGAAAAUACGCAGGAUGGUUCAUCCGGAACACGGAGCACGCACAGCGUGUCUUCGAUGCCCUCCGGAACAGCCCCCUUCCACCAAAAGCGAAGGCACCUGCGGGUAUCGCGCCAGAGUUGCCGGCAGCUGCGCCUCGUACGGCCGGGCGUAGUGUCGCCUGGGGUGGUGUCAAGACAGCUUGA